Ochlerotatus camptorhynchus is the source of this 2256-nucleotide messenger RNA. RefSeq lists its product as uncharacterized. The record is from RefSeq and is a predicted model, not a curated record. The coding region runs from base 203 to 1537 and encodes 444 amino acids. Gene Ontology annotation, cellular component: nucleus. Gene Ontology annotation, molecular function: zinc ion binding. NCBI's taxonomy places the organism in Eukaryota, Metazoa, Arthropoda, Insecta, Diptera, Culicidae. The transcript is spliced from 2 exons.
UCGCGGUGCAUAAGUUUGGAAUGUCAACAUAAUGGUGUAUAAGUUGCAUAGCGUUUUCGUGUGAUUUUGUAACACUGCUACGUGUGCCGUAAUAGGGUUCUGUGUGUAGCGCGUCUACAGAAGUCGGUCGAGUAACAUUCGGUGGAAAACUGCGUACAUUUUGCCUGUUCAACGUCGAUCGAGUGCUAAAUGCAGCGCAGCGAUGCCGGGAGGAACCGAUAUCCUGCCAAGUUCCUCGCAGAAUGUCUCCGUAAACUAUAAUACUCAACGCGUAAACGGUGGCAACGAUUUCUUCGAUGAUGGCGACGACGACGACGGCGGAAUCGGAUCCAUCAUUCCCGAUCGAACCGGGAAGCAUAGCUUCUGUCGAUUGUGCCUGACCCAUUCGGACGCACUCAAUCCGUUGUUCCCUCCGGGUGCUACACCGGAUCGGACUCUGCUGGCUCAGAUUUUGGAUUGCGUCGACGUGCAGAUAACGCUUCCGGAUGACAUCAAAUCGCUGAUCUGCAACGAGUGCAUCCAGCAAAUAUAUUCCUUUGCCAACUUCAAGGAGCUUUGCAAAAGCAACGAUCAGCUCCUUAAGAGCCAUACCUUCACCCGUGACGAGUCGGAAGAUGACAAUGAAGGUGUCAAUCGAUCGGAGGUGGUUUCCCCGGAGGGAUUUAACGUCCACUCGGAGGAUGCAUCUUCCACUCCGGAUGUCAGUUUGUUCGAGAAACUGUACGAGCAGGGAGUGGAAGUGGAAGCUAUCGGGGGACAACCGUCCGAGAUGCUUGCAGAUCAUAAGUUUGAUCCACUCAAUGCAGAAGAUCGGGAAGCCGAGAGGAAGGCAAAGAAUGCUGCCCGGAUGCGUCGUUGGAGAAUGCGUCAGCGGGAAAAGCAGGAGAAACAACAGUUCUUCCAGGAGCCGGAGCACAUCGUGAAAGCCGAACCGAUCGAACCGGUUGAAGUAAAACAGGAGGAAGCUCUCCGAAUGCAGCAGAUUCAGGAAAUGUUUGCAAUCUUGGCUCAGCAGCAACUCCGCCAGGUCGAGGCAGAAAUUCGGCGACUGAAAGGUGGUGUUCCAAAUCCAGCAGUGUCGCAAAUCCAACUGGAAUCGGUAGUGAAAUCAGAACCUCAGCAGUACGAUGGACAGUCCAGCCGUCAAACCUCACCUACCUCGGAUCAACAGAUGGCCUCGUUGCGUAGAUCUCGAGCGGAAUACAUGCGCAAAUGGCGUGCCAAGCGAUCCCAAUCGCUGCAACAGAAUCAACAACCACCGGCCCUGUUCGGUAUGGUCGGACGUCCUCCAACAAUAUCGCCCGCGCCGGGUGAGUCGGAAAAGCUCGCCAUUCAACGGCACAAUCGUGCCGAGUAUAUGCGCCGUUGGAGACGGGAACGGCUAAAGCAGGAACUCAGUCCGGAAGAAUUCACCGAAUGGUGCAGCAAGAGCGAGCAACGGCGUCGAUUCCGCGAGUGGCAAACGGUGCGGGAAAGUGCUUCUUCGGCUGGUGAUGAAACCAUGGACUAUGCCGAGAUAGAGGGCAUCCGCAGUUGACCGACCGUGAGCUGCUGACGGGAAUCGUUGGACAGCCACAUUCUCCUAGCUGAUCGAAAUGAGAUUUUGAUGAUGCGAUGGUAAAUCCGGGGAUGGUGGUAAGAGUUUUCCUCUCUGUUAUUUUUACUACUGACCACGCACACAGCACACAGUAUUUCGUUAGUAUUAUUCUCUACUAUUUCUCGCAAAGCUGAUCUAUAUGCCUAUAUGUAAGUAUAUAUAUAUAAGCCAACUUAUAUGCAGGAUUAUUUUUUUUUACCAAUACGUAACUUGAGAUUAGGUUUCUUGAAGACAUUCUCCACGCCAUUUUCACAAAACAACUCUCUACUACGCAGUAUUUGCAAUUUAUGAUAUAGAAUUUUAUCCUAUACUCAAUCAAACUCGUAAAAGAUUUUAAUGAUAAGAAGUGAGACAAGAAAAAAAAACAACAACCAGUUUUGAUAGUAAGAACUCCACCAGUGACCGACCACUCGGCUUCACUGCAACAGCAAACGUCGACCGCAAUAAACGCGACUAACUAUUAUACCUACUCAACACAUCACUCAUUCAGCUACCCGUUUUGGUAGCUAUUAUAAUAGAACCUACUACGUAUAUGAAUAUUGAGAUUUAGUGUAAGAUACAUAGAACAUACAAGAAGAUGAACAACAGCAACAACAACAACAAAUACCUACUGCUUACCUCGUGGAAACACUAACAAUAAAAUGCAACAAUAAAGAGCA